AUGAAGGGCAUGGUUUCGGCCCUGCUGGCCGCGGGCAUUUCGGCCACCUUGCCUUCGAGUGCUCUCGGCAGUGUUGUUGUCAUCCGCAACGCUGAUUUCCCUGAUCCCAUUGAUGGCUUCAUCGGUCCCAUCCCCUAUGGAGAUGCCACCAUCAAUGCUCCGAUGGACGAGGACGGCAAGGACACCUACAUAGGCUUCAAGUUCUUCCCUGAGGCCCACAUCCCUCACCUGUGCGCUGCUCACUGUGUGAGCGUCACCAACUAUCAUCGCAAGCACCCCAAGCCUGAUGGCACCUACGACACUUGCAGAUUCUUCCUUGCCUACACCCUGUUUGAGAACGGAGUCCCCCAGGGUCUGUUCUGCUCGAUGUACACCCGCGAUCUUAUGCCACCAACCGCGGCGAGACUCGUGACCACCAUUGUCGCUCCCCCCACCACCACGGCAAAGCCCAACACCACUCAUAAGUCGGAGACUACCUCGACUGAUAAGUCGGAGCCCACCUCGACUGACAAGUCGGAGCCUACCGCUUACAAGCCCAACACCACUCAUAAGUCGAAGCUCACCUCGACUGACAAGUCGGAGCCCACCUCGACUCACAAGUCGGAGCCCACCUCAACUCACAAGUCAGAGCCUACCACUUACAAGCCCAACACCACUCAUAAGUCGAAGCCCACCUCGACUGACAAGUCGAAGCCCACCUCGACUCACAAGUCGGAGCCCACCUCAACUCACAAGUCAGAGCCUACCACUUACAAGCCCAACACCACUCAUAAGUCGAAGGCCACCUCGACUGACAAGUCGAAGCCCACCUCGACUCACAAGUCGGAGCCCACCUCAACUCACAAGUCAGAGCCUACCACUUACAAGCCCAACACCACUCAUAAGUCGGAGCCCACCUCGACUAACAAGUCGGAGUCUACCUCGACUGACAAGUCAGAGCCUACCACUUACAAGCCCAACACCACUCAUAAGUCGGAGCCCACCUCGACUGAUAAGUCGGAGCCCACCUCGACUGGCAAGUCGGAGCCUACCUCGACUGACAAGUCGGGGCCCACCUCGACUGGCAAGUCGGAGCCCACCUCGACUGGCAAGUCGGAGCCUACCUCGACUGGCAAGUCGGAGCCUACCACUUACAAGCCCAACACCACUCAUAAGUCGGAGCCCACCUCGACUGAUAAGUCGGAGCCCACCUCGACUGGCAAGUCGGAGCCCACCUCGACUGGCAAGUCGGAGCCUACCUCGACUGACAAGUCGGAGCCCACCUCGACUGAUAAGUCGGAGCCUACCUCGACUCACAAGGCGGAGCCUACCACUUACAAGCCUCCUACAACUCACAAGCCUAACACCACUCACAAGCCUAACACCACUCACAAGCCUAACACCACUCACAAGCCUAACACCACUCACAAGCCGGAGCCUCCUACCACUCACAAGCCUAAUACCCCUCACAAGCCGGAGCCUCCUACCACUCACAAGCCGGAGCCUCCUACCCCUCACAAGCCGGAGCCUCCUACCACUCACAAGCCUAAUACCCCUCACAAGCCGGAGCCUCCUACCACUUACAAGCCUCCUACCACUCACAAGCCUAACACCACUCACAAGCAUACCACCCCUCACAAGCAUACCACCCCUCACAAGUCGGAGCCUACCUCCACUUACAACUGGAAACCUACCACUCACAAGCAUACCCCCACUCACAACUGGAAGCCUACCAACACUUACAAGCCUACCACUCACAAGCCUAACACCACUCACAAGUGGAAGCCUACCACUACUGGCAAGCCCACGAUUACUCGGCUUACAAUCAGUCUUCAUCCCACCACCACUCACAAGACAAAUAUUACCAACCCCCGCCCGAUUAUGACCACGCUCCGCACAACGACAACCAAGCUGUUAAUGACCACGACUAAGCGCACCACCACCAUCACUCGCAAGCCCACAGUCAUGACAUUCACCACCCGCCGCACCGUGGUUGAGACUGGUCGUGUGAUUGCCACGCCCAUUGCUGCCAUCGCCCUUGAUGAUAGUGACUAAAUGGUGCGCCUCCGGUGGUGUAGGAUGUGUCAUGAUUGGACUCCACAAUCAUCUGUUCUCAACAUGGACUUGGGGCCUCUAUCCUCAUCUUCCAAGGGAUAAGCGAGGGCACUGAAUGGGGAGCAUGACAUGAUGAUGGCCUCUUGCCUGGGGGCAAGCAUGUCUGGAAUGACAGGAGGACGGGGUCGCACACACGCGCGCACGCCUUCAUGAAACGGGGGCGAGUAUUGUUAUAUCUUUUGAACAAAAGUCUGCCGGUGUAUCUUUUAUUACUUCUCUUUUGUGUUCUCUUCUUGCUCUCGUUUGGAACCACCCUUAUUUCUCUUCCCUCUCUUCUGAUUUGCCUGUUUUGUCAGUUCUCUUCCAGGGGCGUUGGUCGGCAUAAGGGAGGGAACGGUCUUGGGCUCGCUUGGCUUUCGGAAGGGGAAAGGGGUUAAGAUUUAUCCGACUUUUGGAUGCAAUGAGUUUUUCUUCUUCGGCUUUCCUUUUUUUUUUUUUUUUUUUUUGGCCGCUUCUGGGUGCAACUUCUCUCUGGCUGAAUUGCAGGCCCUCGAAGGAGUGUGCUGGUUUCAUUUUGGCGCAAGGAAAUACCAGAGACCACCCAUAUGAAAUGAUAUUAGGGACAAAUUCUAUUUCUGUACUUUAUUUUUCCCUACUAAAGACUAGGUUGACACGUACAGAAUUUUGAUCCGGUAUGGUCGAAGGCGACGCGCGUGGGUAUUUUGUACAUAGAUCUUGUAUGACUUGGAUGAUCGAGUUAGAUGAUUAUAGAACGUGAGUUUUCGUUUUCAAACAUUGACCUGGCUGUUGCAACUGUUGACUUGAUGCCAGUCCUUUUGGGAGUCAUAUUUGCAGAGAGCCUGAUAGCCAGCCAUGCCAUGAUAAAAUGCCGCUUUUCGCCCCUGACGCCAAAACAGUCAUGUCCUUCAAUGGGUCACUACGAACUAGCGGCGUGAAGGCGUUCGGCUAGCUGGAGAACGUUUCUAUAGUAUCUCUCGGCCUGGGUGUCAUUUUCGCCGAGGUGGUAGAGGUAUUCAUCACCCAUGUCUUCGAGUAACUUCAGGAGUUUGAUUUCGCGGUCUUGUCUGGUGGUAGUUGAGCGAAGGUACUGUUCGACAAAGCUUGCCAGGUUGUCGACAGAGUUAUGGUUGUUGUCUUUUGGAGGCUGGUCUGCUGGUUGAAGUUUCGGUUAACGUCCUGUAGAUGAGCCAUCCUCGAAAUUCCGACUGUCAAAACCCCUCAUUUGGAAAGGAUGCCUCAGCUCAUCCAGCCAUAGGUCUCGAUCUGGUGCCCAAUGUUGAGGCAAAAUUUGGAGUUUGCAAUUGGUUUGUCUAAUUUGCUGAUUGAACUACCCUGGUUUAAAUUUGCUAGCGGCUACGACGGCGAAUAACAUAGGUAUCUUCCUCGGAUGUCGUAGGUGCCGUGAUGCGAUCUCAAUGUUUCGGAUUCAGGAGUGACUGAC
Messenger RNA from Podospora bellae-mahoneyi, 3496 nucleotides. RefSeq lists its product as uncharacterized. The transcript is spliced from 3 exons. Bases 1 to 2034 code for a protein of 677 amino acids. The record is from RefSeq and is a predicted model, not a curated record. Lineage: Eukaryota; Fungi; Ascomycota; Sordariomycetes; Sordariales; Podosporaceae.